CGUCUCGAGUGGACGUGCAACGAAUGUCCGUCGUGGGACGAUUUGAUGUUAUUGUUACGCGCGUUGCAUGGCCUUUGCAGUCUCACCCUUGCAACCAUUUAUGGCUCAUACCCCGAAAGAAUCAAGAGGGAGUAUCUCAUACUACCUAACCUUCGGACCCUUAUCCUAGGAGAUAGUCCCUCAUUUUCACAUGCAUCACUUGGAAACGUGCCUCUCAAUACGCUCCUGACGAUGCUUUCCGACUCUUCGGACCAACUCCCCUGUCUACAAAGAUUGGAGGGUUUUUCACCCUUCAGUCCCACCUUCUUGAGCACUCAUGGUUACAAAAUUCGCAUCAUCCGUACCGUCGCGUACACUCCUCUAUUACCAGAUAUCAUCGCCAAGUGCACCAACCUCGAGACAUUCAUCACCAUAUUCCCCCACCAAUUCUUAGAUCAGCUGACACAUUCGUCGCUGAGACGCAUUGGAAUAUUUCCAAUCAGUGAAGACGUGGUUGGAGUCCCCGCGCAGAUAUUCAACGCGUACAUCAUGAAGCCGUUAGAAGAUCUUAUGUGUCAGAUCGAACAGUCCGAUCUGCCUAGCUUGGCUCACGUCCGUCUGAGGAACGUGGGCACGCUCGCUGGUGUCGUCAACUACCCUGUAUUUAUCCGGAAAUGGCAGGACCGUUGGAGAUCCAGGGACGUCCGGUUCGAUGACAAAGGUGGACAAUCGUUCGAUGCUGAUGCUCUAGGUAAGUUACAACUUUAUAACAUGAUAAACGCUAAUCGGAGUCAACCUGUAGACGCGGACGAGAGAUCGGCAAUUGAUUCAUAA
Pisolithus orientalis is the source of this 813-nucleotide messenger RNA. RefSeq lists its product as uncharacterized. The annotation marks the transcript as partial. The transcript has a single exon. The record is from RefSeq and is a predicted model, not a curated record. Lineage: Eukaryota; Fungi; Basidiomycota; Agaricomycetes; Boletales; Pisolithaceae.